This is a messenger RNA of Nothobranchius furzeri (turquoise killifish), 5456 nucleotides long. RefSeq names its product synaptotagmin-like 5 (gene sytl5). Gene Ontology annotation, biological process: intracellular protein transport; exocytosis. Gene Ontology annotation, cellular component: exocytic vesicle; plasma membrane. Gene Ontology annotation, molecular function: small GTPase binding; phospholipid binding; neurexin family protein binding. NCBI's taxonomy places the organism in Eukaryota, Metazoa, Chordata, Actinopteri, Cyprinodontiformes, Nothobranchiidae. The record is from RefSeq and is a predicted model, not a curated record.
GAGAUGCUGCUGCUCCGGGCUGGCUUGUCUGGAUCAUUUAUACACAACAGCUGUCGCAUUGUCAAGAAUAACCACAUCUGUGAGGACUGCUCGUCCGACACAUGUGUGUACGCACGCACACACUCGCGCACAUACACACACCACGCCCCCUCCUGUCGGGAACACCCUGGCAGUGGAUCUGUGCCUUCAGACGGUGCUGAGGCGCACCGACAGACGCGCACACGGACCGUGAUCCCCGGACUGACUCCGCAGCCUCCUCCCCCCUAGCCGGAGCCUCCCCGCCGCUCCCCCAGGUUUCCUGAGACGAAUCACCUGUUUGAGGCUCUUCUCUUCCACCAAAAAGAAGAAAUAAAAGAGGAAAGAGGAUGAUGCCAGAAGCAAAUGGGCACUCUGAUUGGUUGCAGAACAUUUUGGAGCAUAUAAGCCAAUUGUGGAUUUAGUUGCAUCCCUUCAUGCAAAAUAUUUACUUGGUUGAUUUCUCUGGCUGAAUGCAAACUGUGGGACUAAUGGAGACGGCCAUAGAUCAACUAAACCUCUCUUUUCUGCUGGAGCAUGAAAGAGAAGUGAUCCUGAAGGUGCUACAGAAAGAUGAGAAGCUGAGGAAACGAGAGGAGAAAAGGAUACGGAAGUUAAAAAAUGAACUGCUGGAGAUCAAACGGAAGGGCCCUCGUCAGCCCCUGCAGGACUCCAGGGAGCGUCAGUGCGCCCGCUGCCUGAAGGCUCUGGGCCUGAUUUUUGACCGUGGAGAUCUGUGUGAGGAGUGUCAACUACGUGUCUGCGGUGGGUGUCGCGUCACGAUUGCUAGCUCACGCCAGUGGAGGUGCAACGUGUGUGCCAAGAUCUCGGAGCUGAAAGUGGUGACAGGAGAGUGGUUCCUGGAGGAGCGGUCCAAACGGUUUGAGCACAAAGCCCUGAGCAGUGACGUCAUCAAAAAUUCCAUCCUGAGCAGUCCUCGAACCACAGAAAUAAAGUCCACAGAGAAUCUGUUGGUCUCAUCUGAGCCAGAGAAACCAGACACUCCAAAAUCCAACAGAAGCGCCGUACGCAGCCUUAUGGAUGGUGCCAAAAAGAAGGGACGAAUGAAGAUGGCUAAGAAAGGCAGUCAGCCCACCCCGAAGCCAGAAAAUGGAGUCGACAGCGUCAGCGUUAAAUCUGUUUCCGAUGGAGACGCUCAGAGUGUUCGCUCUGCGGCGAGUCCACGUUCAAACAGGGGAGGCGCGAUGGCUUUAGAGUCCUCAGGAAUGCCCACUGUACCCAACAACCUGCGUUCUCAAACUCCAGAUAAAUCCCCCAACCCCAGCAAAAACCGGAGGUUCAGGCCUGACGGAGCAGAAAGCAUUGCCAGUUUACACUCCAGCGAGGGAACGCCUGACAAGAAGGCAGCUGGCCAUCACAGAACAAACUCUGACACUCCGACCAUCUCUGUGUCCAGGGCCUCUGUCUCAUCAGAUCACAGCCGCUCUGAGAUGGAUCUGUCAGCUCCUGGUUCUGAACACAGCGACGAUGCCCUCAGCCUCAGAAGUCGCUCCAUCCCUGGACUCAACGAUGCAGAGUUCUCCGAUGAGGAGGAAGACAUCGAUGCUCUGAUGUCAGCCCACAGCACCGGCCGGAGCGUCAGCAGCGCUGUGUCAACGUCGUCCACUCCCGUCUCAGAGAGAAGGUGGGGGUACCUGAACAUCCCCGACUCAGACGCUGAGACUAGCAGCAUCAACAGCAUGAUGAGCAUGUACAGCGAGACCGGUGACUAUAGCAACGCCAAGGUGAGCGGUGAGAUCCUCCUGAACAUCAGCUACAACUACAAAACAGGUGCCCUCAACGUCCUGGUGAAAGAGUGUCACAACCUGGCAACAGGGGAUGAGAGGAGGCAGCGCACGGACGCUUACGUGAAGACUUACCUGCUUCCUGACACAUCGCGGCAGAGCAAGAGGAAGACCAGCGUCAAACCCAACACCAUUAAUCCCAUUUUCAAUGAGAAUCUGAGGUAUGUGAUCAGCCACUCACAGCUGGAGACUCGAUCACUGCAGGUGUCUGUGUGGCAUCAUGACCGUUUUGGGUACAACAGCUUCCUGGGUGAGGUGGAGUUGACCUUUGACUCAUGGGAAUUUGACUCUCAGAUAGAGGAGUGGUACUCUCUGCAGCCCAGGGUGGAGAACAGCAUCGACUCCAUGAUGCAAUAUAAAGGAGAAUUGACCGUGGUGCUGAAGUACAUUCCUGCAGAAAAAAACCUCAUGCUGCCUCUCGACCAGGUUCAAGUAAAAAAGAGUUUCCUGAAAAGCAAGAAGACGAGCAGCUUCACGCUGCCUAAAGGGGGCAUGGUUGAGCUGUUGGUCAAAGGGGCCAAAAACCUAACUGCUGUCAAGUCUGGUGGCACUUCUGAUCCUUUUGUGAAAGGGUACCUCCUCCCUGACAACAAGAAAUCGACCAAGCACAAGACGGCGGUGGAGCGUCGUACCAUGAACCCACACUGGAACCACACCUUCACCUACUGCGGCCUGCAGCCUGGAGACCUAAACAACAUCUGUCUGGAGCUGACUGUGUGGGACAAAGAGGCUUUGUCCAGCAAUGUCUUCCUGGGCGGAGUCAGGCUGGGAGCUGGCACAGGCAAAAGCUACGGGAGUGACGUGGACUGGAUGGACUCGUACGGAGAGGAACAGCGGGUUUGGCAGCGCAUGAUAGAAAACCCAGAGGUUCCUCAGGAGUGUACUCUGAUGCUGCGCUCGAGCAUGCGCAAGCGUUACACGUGAGCUGGAUCAAGCACAGCAAAAAGGAAGGGGAUUAAACAGAAGGAGAGAGGGGAGGAAGAGGAGAUCUGAAGUUGUGAGGAGAAAGUUUGAGGUGGUCGGAGGGAAAAGAAAGCAAACUACGACUCAAAUAAAGGAGCAGAGAAGCUCUUUCUCUGGACUUUCCUUCAUGUUCAGACCUCUUCUGGUUUCCACCACAGCCGGUCAUGCCUUACUCACUCACCCACAUUCGCCCCUCUGCUGAUUACAGCUGUCUAAAAAAAGAAACCUCCCUUGUUGUAUUUAACUUACUGUAGCGUCUAAAUAAGCACACGGCGACUCCUAAUGUGUCCAUCCCUGUUUCAUCUGUGAGUCGUUUCUGCAUGUAUUCACAGCUGAUGGAGAACAUUUAUCAGACGUUAGACAGUUCCCUUUAUUAAGCUGGUAUGAAGCACAGAAUGAUGCAGAGAAGAAAAACUACUAGUUAUUGUACUAUUGGAGUACUAUUAGAAAAACAUCCUAACAGUACUCAUCCAUACUGUUAGUUAUACUGCUUCCGUUUAAUGCAACCCUGAAGAUUUGAGUUUAUUUCCCGUUUUGUCUUUAAUCUCGAAAAUGAAAAAAUUAAUUAACUUCUUCAUUAUUAUUUCUUAAAAGUCUGCCGUAAUUCGGUGAUAAUCAUUGUAAUGAAGAAUUCUAGAAGUCCAAGUGAAGGUUUAUUCAUCAUUCAAGCACAAAUCUAGUUCUUUAAUGAAUACUGUGAAAUUUUCCUCAAGGUUUAUGUUUAUGUUUAUUUAUUUGGCAGACGCUUUUAUCCAAAGCGACUUUCAAUUAAUAACCUAUAGGGCAUGUUGUGAUCUGUGGGGGAAACCGGAGUACCCGGAGGAAACCCACGCAUGCAACAGUGCUAACAACUGUGCCACCAUGCAGUCCAAGGUAAAUCGAAAACAAAACUAUUAUUAUUAUUAUUAUUAUUGUUAUUAUUAUAACCAGGACUCCGAAUCCACCUGAAUCAUUGUUUCUUAACAACUUAAUUAUUUUUUAAGGCUUGUGUGAAUUGCAGUGUGCUGGGGGACGAAAUUCAUCUAAUACAACAAAAUUUGGCCAAAAGAAAUAAAUAACUAUAAACAGAGAAUAGUUCUUCUGAAAAGUUUAAAGUAUUAUAUUUGUACCAAAAAUCUUAAACAAGGCUAAUUACAGCAAAAAAGUGACAAACAUACAAUUUGUCCCACAUUAAACUAAGAUUGCUAACAACAAACAUUAGCAUGCUAAUAUUUGUGCAAAGGCUCCCACAUUUUUCAGCCUCCAACCCACAAAACACCAACAGAAAGACCUAAAACUAUCACUCAAAUAUUUAAUUUACUUUUAGUUGUUUUAAUCUGACAUCUAUUUGAGAAUCUCCUGCAGGAAUUAUGUUUUAAAAUGCUAAUAAUAAUCAUUUAAAGUUUCAUUUGAUUUUUAAAAUUAUCUAAUAUCCCCAUGGUGGGGUCCUCCAACUUUGGGAACCACUGAACCUUGGUAAUCAGGAAAAAGGUGCAAGGGACCAAAUGUUAUACAUAACAUUGUGAACAAUUAUUAGCACAGAAAGACUGAAUAUUAGUAUUUUUCAUAAAUAAAUUGCAUCACAUUUGUUUGUAAAUUGAUGCUUUAAUAAAUUUGCAUGCAGUAAGUACCCAAUAUUAGCCGAAGCCCAGAGGGUGCCAGAUAAAGUAGAAGUUGUAGAAAUGUGUUGCCUCAGUUUCAGAAUCUGCUCAAAUAUAUCUUUAUGUUAGAGAAAAAUAAUAUGAAAAUGUAGAAAACUGUAGAAAAAGUCACAUUUUCCAAUAACUUAGAAAAUAAACUGCUGAGAAAAUAUUGUAAAUAAAAUAAAUAUCUGAUAAAUGGGAUAUAUUAGACAAUAAUAUUGAUUUUAUGAAACAUUACAGCCAGGCUCUACUCCACCAUCAUCAGAAAGAUGUACGUCCAGAUGAUUUCUCUUCAACACUCUCUGAGCUCCAUAGCUUUCCCUCGCUUGUCAAUAGAAUAAAUAAACUUGUGGCUCAAAGUUUUGUCAGUUUCUAAAACUUAGACUAGCUUCUAUGUAAUUUCGUAUAACACUGUAUCAGUGUGUUAACAUAGAGUGCAUGGUACUGUAGAAAACAGAGGAACUAAAGGUUACACGAAGCACUGAUGCUGACAUCACUUUACACCAAGAGGAGAAAGUGUGAUGUGCGGUGCGUUCUCAGGAAGCGUGAGAUGGGGAAGUGUGUGUUGCAAAAUGAGUCAGCAGCGAGAUGAGCUGUCGUCAUCUCAGGGAGGGGGCUAUUAAUGAGCCAGUGACACUGACCUUGUCCUCGUCGCCCAGGGCUCUGUGAUCAUUCAUCCUCUGACGAAUCACAGUUCACAAAAACAGCUCCAGAUUUAAAUUCCCAUCAGGGCAUUUUCUUUCUUUGUGUGGAAUGCCAGUUUUGCCUGCUUGUCCUUCAAAACCCGCCUGCUCCCAACUACCAGAGCAAACUGUCUUCUGGUUACAGUUCUCGUAAUAAAAUUUGUUCACCGUCCAGAAUAAUCUAAAUGCUCGUGCGUCAUCUUAUUAAGAAGAAGCUAACUGUACAGCAUGUUUGUGUCUGGUUUCUAAGCAUCAUUCUCCUAAAGCUUGUUUUCUCCCUGAUGUUCUACGAGAAUAUUUUGAAAUAAAUACAUGAUGGUUUUCUUGUUUUUAAGGAAUAUUAACGAUAUUAAACUAUUUCUGAAUGA